Hymenoscyphus albidus is the source of this 2829-nucleotide messenger RNA. The record is from the annotation of a GenBank genome assembly. Lineage: Eukaryota; Fungi; Ascomycota; Leotiomycetes; Helotiales; Helotiaceae.
CCAUCAUCAUAUUCCACCAACGGAGGGACGAACGACCGCAUCGAUUCAUCCGGACGCUCGUUGGUCGUACGUAUUGGAGUUGGUACUACGCGGCUCAAGAACUUCAUUUGUUGAUGCGUAUGCAGGUGCAGAAGAUUGGCGUUUGCGAGAUGAGGGGAAGUAUUGGUGGUGGUGCAAGGUUGGGAUGUUCAUUGGGACGGAGCACCAUGGUCCAUCGAUAACUGAUAAGGGAAAAUAUGCCUGUUUUGGAACAACAUUUGCGCCAGAGUAUUGUUGGAACUUCGAUUUCAAAUAUCUUCCUUUCCUUCUCGUUACCCUACGAAUUGUAGCUUGUACGCAUUUUAUCUUGAUUCUGUUGCGCUGGUUGUGCUCGCUGUGGUUUGUUGAACACUUGGGUUCGCGUGUUCAAGAUUCAGGGGGAAUUGUUGCACUGCAUGAUCUUCCACCCAAUCAGGAUUCAAUCGUCACGUGUAGUUGACCGAUACUACUCACUUACCAGGUCUUCGAGUCUCAAGGUGUUGAGAGUUUGGGUGCUUGUGUUGUGCUACAGUCCACGCAUUGCAUUUUCAGUCGAGGGGGAUUCUCAUCCAGAGAAUUUCCUACUCGAACGUCUCAGAAUCCGGUAUCGCCUUACCAAGCAUAUGCCUCCAGAACCACACCACCGACACUCGCCAAUCAAACAAGCAAAGAUCAUUCGAUACAAUUAAAUCAAUUCGAUACCAAGAAAACCAUUACCAUGUCUUCUCAAGAAGAAGCCGAUGAGAAAGCAAUCUCCCCAGGCAUCAGAACCUCAGAAAGCAACGGCACAGGAACAAUCCAAGAUACCGCCCUCGAAGUCCUCGGCUACACCCCUGAGCUGCAACGUAACCGCUCCCUCUACACAUUACUGUUCCAAUCUCUCGCCAUAGCAGCAAUUCCCUUUGGCGAAGGAGGACCCUUCAUCAGUGCCAUCUACGGCGGCGGCCAACUCUCUAUCUUUGUUGGUUGGCUCGUCAUCCUGGUACUCUGUGAAUGUGUAGCUCUCUCUUUAGGCGAGUUGGCCUCUCGCUAUCCCACCAGUGCCGGACCGUACUACUGGAGUUUCCAGAUCGCGAAGGGGAAGAAAGUCGUGCUAUCUUUUAUUACCGGGUGGAUAUGGUUAAUCGGUAACUGGGCGAUAACAUUAUCUGUGAACUUUGGAUUCGCGAGUCUGAUAAUGGCGAGUGUUGCGAUCUAUCACGAGGAUUUCGUGGGGGAAAGUUGGCAACUCCUACUUUUAUUUUAUCUGAUUUGUAUCGUUUCUUUUGUUGUCUGUGCAUUUGGGAAUAGGGUCUUGCCGAUGGUGGAUACGAUUUGUGCGGCCUGGACAGCAAUUAGUAUUUUCAUCAUCCUGAUAGCGCUUUCUGUAAAAGCGGAUGUAGGUCGACACUCAGCUGCUUAUACAUUAGGGCACUACGACACCAGUCUCUCAGGCUGGGGCGGCUUCACAUUCUUCAUCGGUCUCUUACCCGCGGCCUACACCUUUAGCGCCAUAGGAAUGAUUUCCUCCAUGGCAGAGGAAGUUCCAGAUCCAACGACCAUUGUGCCGAGAGCAAUCGCUCUAUGCGUCCCAGUUGGUGGCAUCGCAGGGUUAUUUUUCAUCAUACCGAUCUGUGCAACGAUGCCGGAUCUAGUCGAUAUCAUGGGGGCACCAGUUGGCCAGGCUCUACCAUACAUCUUCCACGCCGUCAUGGGAUCACCGGGCGGCGGUUUAUUCCUGACAUUCCUUGUCCUGGGCGUCACAGCAUUCUGCUCCAUCUCCAUAACCGUCGCCGCCUCACGGUGUACCUGGGCCUUCGCACGGGACCUCGCACUCCCCUUCCCUAAAACCUUCUCUUACGUUCAACCUACGUUAAAGGUGCCUGUCAACGCUCUCGCCCUGGUAACAGUCGUCCAAAUGUUAUUGGGACUCAUCAAUAUGGGUUCCACCAGCGCUUUCACGGCGUUUGUGAGUGUGGGUGUCAUUGCACUUGCUGUGUCUUAUGCGAUUCCCAUUGCUAUCUCGCUCCUCUGGGAUCGGCGAGAGAAAGUUGGGGAUGCUCGGUGGAAUCUGGGACAUACCGUUGGUACGGGUGUUAAUAUCGUUGCGUUGUGCUGGAUUGGAUUUGAGGUUGUAUUGUUUAGUUGUCCGGGGGUAUUGCCCGUUACGCCCGUUAGUAUGAGUGAGUCCCCCCUUUCAAUUUCCAUUAUUCAACUUUCGGUCUGCUUCUAGGAGAGUCAAUUGCGAGAAUUUGUUUUCGAAUGAGACGUCGAUCAUCGUCUUUACUUUGUCAUCUCCCACCCUCAAAAGCCCGCCCACCUCGGCACCAUCUCGCUUAUCCCUUACCCCCUUUUCUUUUCGCAACCUAAAGAAUAUGCAUAUCAUAAACAAACAAACUGACCAACCUCCAAAACCAUAGACUACGCCAGCGUCGUGCUCGUCGGAUUCGGUACCAUGGCUACAAUCUGGUACUGGGCAUACGCACGAAAAGGUAAGAUUCCCUUUUCCCCUAACCCCUCUCUUUACCGCCCGUCCCCCUACACCACAUCGACCUCCAAUCAUCCCAAUCCACAACCCACCCAAUAAAGAAAAAGAGAAAAGAAAGAAACGGAAAAGCAAAGAAGAAAACGUAAAACAACAGAAAAUCCCGCUGACCAUUUAUUCAAAUAAAUAGUCUACAUCGGCCCCCCCACAUCCGACGGUCUUUUAUAAAAUGAACCUUCUCUUCCUGGCUCUUGUUCUUAUCCCUAUUCCUAUUUCUGUUCUAUAUAUGAUAUCAGCUUGAUGUACGAAUAGUAGUAUUGAAUCUAUAUCGUGAUAUUCGAAUUCCA